This is a messenger RNA of Venturia canescens, 5013 nucleotides long. Its product is annotated as scavenger receptor class B member 1. Bases 591 to 2213 code for a protein of 540 amino acids. The record is from RefSeq and is a predicted model, not a curated record. Lineage: Eukaryota; Metazoa; Arthropoda; Insecta; Hymenoptera; Ichneumonidae. Gene Ontology annotation, cellular component: cytoplasm; membrane. Gene Ontology annotation, molecular function: scavenger receptor activity. The transcript has 11 exons.
ACAGGCUCCUAAAGUCCACUUAAAUAUCGGAACUCGCCGGCGUCCCCAGUCACGUCGAGACGACGAUUUCACAUUUCGUUUCCCCGUCUCCGCAUUUUAUUUUCCGGUUGAACGAACGUUAAGAUUUUGGUUUUCGAACGGACCGACGAGUCGAUUUUUCUUUUAAUAUCUGAAGGAUUUCAUUCAUUUUCCGGUUUCUUAAAAGUAAUUUAAACAAGAAAUAAUCAAAUUACUCGAUUCCUUUCCGGCCGAUUCAGUCGACCGUGAUUUUGACCAUUUUCCUUUAUUGGAGCCCGAACAUUCGGCGAGGAUUACAGUGCAGUGCUUUUCGUUCCGAACUUAAUCACUUAGACGAGGGCGACGACCCAGUGCACCGAAACCAAGCUUCCCUCUUUAUUUCUUCCCUCACGUUGAACCCUCGGUCCAGGAACAACGAUUCGGUGGGAUCGUCAAAACUCUUUCGAUUCCCCGUCUCACUGGCUUCGGCAUUGGGAAUCCCUUGCUGACUGGAGCCCACUCAUAGGACCUUGAGAUCAAGGUGGAUGAGGGUUUGAGAGGCUGAUCUUAAGAGCGGUAACCGGGUCACAGCCAUGAAAACCGCGGGUCAACUGCAACAGUUCAAAAAAUGCAUCAUCUUGUUCAUGGUGGGAGUGAUUUCCAGUGCUCUCGCGUACGCAGUUCACGUGAUCAAUCCUAUCAAACUUCUUUUCGAUUACAAUCUUGUGAUGAGACCGGAUUCGAGAGUAUUCACGGUAUGGCAAAAACCACCGAUCGAGAUAUUCAUCAGAGUCUACAUUUUCAAUAUCACGAAUCCUGAUGAAUUUCUGAACGGUGAAGAAAAACUCAGGGUCCAAGAAAUCGGUCCUUACGUUUAUCAAGAAUUUUUGGAGAAUGGAAACGUAACGUGGAACGACAACGGUACAGUUUCGUAUGUUCCGAGAAGAAGCAUCGUUUACGUUCCGGAAAUGUCAGUCGGUGAUCCCGGGUUGGAUAUUGUUCGCGUGCCGAAUAUUCCAAUGUUGGGUAUUUAUUCAGCGAUCCACGACGCCGGUUUUUUCAUCAACUACCCCUUAACGCAAUUGGCUAAUUAUCUAAACAGUCAACCAAUAUUGAACAUAACGGUUUACGACUACCUCUGGGGCUACGAAGAUUCGUUGGUGCGUCUCGCCAGUAGCAUUGUACCGAAUUUCAUAAAUUUCCGGAAGUUUGGUCUACUCGAUAGGAUGUACGACGAGGGAGAAAACUGGGUAAAUAUGAAUAUUCGACCGAACAAAAAUAUGACGGAGGAAGUCGGGAGAUACUUGAGCAUAGAGAAGUACAACGGAAGUCCGGGACUCGCGCACUGGGGUUACCAGAAGGAAGAAAAUAACGAGCCGAAUCCAGCGAAUACAAUAUGCAACAGAAUUCAGGGCGCCACGGAAGGCACGCUCUUUCCCACGAAUCUGGACAAAAAUGCUGUUUUCCGUGUCUUCAGAAAAGCCUUUUGUCGUGCUUUUCCGAUUGAAUUCAAAGAUGAAGUCGAAACUGACUCGGGACUCACUGGUUGGAAAUAUUCCCUCACAGACAAUUUUCUCGACCAGCCGGACGUGAAUCCUGAGAACGAGUGUUACUGUCGAAAAAUGAAGACUUGUCUGAAACGGGGAUUAUCCGAUCUUACGCCAUGUUACUACAAUAUACCUGCCGCAGUAUCUCUACCACAUUUCCUCGACGCGGACCCCAGCUUGCUCGAGGACGUUGACGGUCUUCAUCCCGAUGAGACGAAACAUCGAACGAACAUUAUUUUACAACCGGACAUUGGAAUGCCUCUUCACGUUCAUUCACGACUACAAACAAAUCUUGUAAUGGCUCACACAACUUACAACUCCAAAAUCAAAGCUUUCAACGAUAUUACUGUACCCCUCUUCUGGACCGACUUGUACAUUCCCCGGAUGCCGUCGGACCUGUUGCGCCUGGUGAAAUUACUGGUUCAAGUAGCACCGAUAUUACAAACAGUGACGAUCUGCAUACUCGCGAUCACGGGAGUAACAACGUUCGUUCUGUUUUUGAUCAGUACACUGUGGGUUCUCAAUCAACAGAACGAGGAAAUGAAAAAGAAUAGCGAAAGAAGAGAAAGUGCUGAGCUGAGAAUACCCCUCGGUUAUGGUCAAUACACGGCCAUUAGAAUUUUACCAGCAAUCAAAAAAAUUACCUCAAAAACUGAUCUUUUUGGAUAAUAAUAUUUUCUUGACUAAAUCCAAUUGCGAUUUUCAGUUUUUAAAUGAACCACAUUUCGAACAAAAUGAUUGUUUCAAUUGAAUGAUUGAAAUGGCAAGAAACGUGACAAAAUUCAAGAAUUUUUUGAAAACAAAAGUCGAUUAAGUUACAUUAUUUUUAUUUAUUUAAAUUUAUCGAUAAUUCGUUUAAAUUAUCGUUUUUAUACCUACGUUAAAGUGCAAAGCUUUCACACAAGGAUCACGAACAACUUCGUGUAAUAAAAAAAUUGAAAAUAAGUCAAAUUAAUUUCAUAAUGUGUAAAAAAAUGUAUGUAGGAUUUAGUGCUCUUUUUGUGAGACGAUGCAAAACUUUCGUUUGCUCAAAAAAAAAUCAGUCUUGUAAAGCUCAUGAAGCUCGAUUGUUUUUCUAUUCGGGUAAGAAAAGAAACACAAAUUCGCACCGUAGUGUAAAUAUUUAUUUUCUCUUCUCUAUUGUACGUGUCUAAGCUCAAUAUUGGCUCUCUGUCGCACUGCAUCAUGCCCGGUGAGUUGCUCAAUUUUCAAUGGGACGAUCAAACCAGAAACGGACGCAUUUUAUAUUUUCUGCUUAAAAACAUUAUUUCAACGUGAACGUUUGUCUGGCUCAUUUUUGCUCAACUUGUCAUAAAAUUCGAUGACUUUCAAAGGAAUGUUGAAAAAAAAAGGAAUUUUAUCUCGAUUCUAAGGAAUGAAUUUUAUACGAACGAAACGCGAUUGAACUUCGACUGGCAGAGAGCAUAGCCGAGGCGUAAAAAUAUUGUUAGUGAAAAAAAAAGUUUUGGGACAUCGAUCGAAUGACUGUAAAAUGAUUAAACGUGUCCCGAAAUAACAAUUAAUAAGUCCUCAAUCAAAUGGACGAAAAAAGUAGUUUCAUUCCUCCGCUCAAAAAAUAGCCUUUUAAGGAAUUUAAUUUAAAAAAUAUUUGAUAUUGUUGAAGCUCAAUUUUUACAUGUUGUAAGAAACGAAUAGAUGUAACAGAUUUCCGUAAGAAAAGUAAAACUACUGAUUGACAGUGGAAAUAUUUUUCAUCGCGAAGAUCAUUGAACAAAAAUUUUCAAACAGUUCUCUCGAUCGAAUUUUCAUACAAUACGUCAACUUACAAAUUCUUUCUCGAUAUAGAAAUACAAAUGUCAAGGGAUAAUAUUCCGAUUCACGACUCGAAUAUCAAGUCAUAUACAAAUACAUGACAUUACAAAAUAAAAAGAAAAAAUUACAAAAGAGGGUCAUAGCCAGUGAUUUUGGUUAACUGCUUUAAUGUGCAUAAUUUUUAUCGACUCUUUUGUCAAGACGUAAAUACUGUGUUAAAAUUCUCAAAGGAGAAAUCGUUGAACGUAUUAAUUGAAAUAUUAUGUGAGAAAAUUCGAAAAUUUAAAAACGUUUUUACGCUUAAACAGCACCACUAGAUCGUUCAUUUUUGGAAUUCAAAACACUGAUAUUCAUUUUAUGAUUUAGAUUUAAUGGACAAAGACUGACCGGGACCAUGGGUCCUGAUUAUAAAACUAUUGCAAGGGACAAAAUGAAGGAUUUACCAAUUUUAAAUAAGGAAACACUACCGAGGGAGGCUUCAUAGAGUGUUCUCUGAUUUUCCUCCGUUUCAAUUCUUCAGUUAAUUCGUUGAUUAACCAAAUAUUCUCUAUGAUAAUGAGCCGUUAAAAUGUUUGGAAUGAAUUCUGAUGGUGCGAGAAAAAAGAACUUUUGCUUGUUCAGGGGAACUCCAGACUUAUUUUUAACUAGCUAAAAAAAGAAGUAACAAAAAUGACAAAUUAUUGUCAAGUUUUUCCUUGAAUCACAAUAACAAAUAUUCUGGAGCGAUGACCUACAGAUCGUUUAAUGAAAUGCAAAAAAGUCUUAUCGAGUUUUUGAAAUGUGGAGCCCCCUCAAUGUCAAUAAUGCAAUCGAUCGGUGCUAUAUAAUAAGAGAAUAUAACAAUAUGAUUCUCAAGUCUUUAUGUGUGAAGAUCUAGAUCCUAUAAUUCGUUGUACAUAUUAUAGGAAAAAUAUAAUGAUUCAGAGAGGCAGCAUCAUAUUUAAAGAUAAUUGAUUGACAAUAAGCGAUACUGCAUUCAAUGACAAUGUAUUUGCUAUUUUUCUUUAAGCGAAUCAUUGAAAUUGUUUCAAUUAAGAAACUCCACGAAAACAAAUCACUCGAAGAAAAGUCAAAAAUAUUUUAUAAAAAUCCUUUUGAACAGGCCAAUCUCUGAAUCAGUUUUGUAUGUAUCGAGGGGAUUAUUUCAUCGAUGUGAAAAAAAAAAUAUUCAUACUUUUUUUUAUAAAGAAAAACGAAUAUGUCAUUUUUCAUAGCUUUUCACGAUUAUAAUCGAAUAUAUAUGGUGGAAAGGGUUAAUGCAAAACGGUGCAUUAUUAUUGAUAGCUCUACCUUUAUACGUAUUAUUUAUUUCUAAGCUGUUAUACAGGUUAAGCAAAAACUAAAUAAUUGUUGCGUUUUUAUCGGAAUGUUUUGACUAUGAAUUUUUGCGACAAUAGCGCAGUAUUGCUGAACGAGCGAAGCGUAUGAAUAGCUGCUAUACUUCUGUUUAUAUUAUUUGCCUUCCAAUAAAUUCGUACUUCAAAUCGUAGCGUGCUUUUUACAUGCAAAACCAUGCAAAACAAAAUGUCUUUACAUAUCGAAAAAUAUUGUUUCAGCCAAACAUCUACGUACGCAUCGCUCGCUUUCAUUUUUACGCAUCAUUUCAAAGUUGAUACUUUUAUAAUAAAAGUAGUGUAAAUAUAUAUAAGUAGAUUCUUUCAACAAAGAAAACGAAUAAAAACUUCCAACCUGUGCA